UGCAUACGGCUUUAAGGCAGGCAGACUUCAGUUACGAGUCGAACUUUAUAUCGAGAGGAAGUGUUUUCGGAAUUACUAAAAAAAAAGUAACAAAAAAAGUAAAGCCAAAAAAAAGCAAGUGUUCAAAAAAUUACGCAAGCUUACAGCAUUCCGGUGAAAGUGAACGGGAACAGAAUACGGGAACAGACGCACCUGUUCAGGCUGCGACUGUUACUGUGACUGUGGCUGUGCCUGAGACCAUGGUUCCUGCUGAUCCUGUGACAGUGACUGUGACUGUGACUGCGGAGGAGGCUACGUUUCCUGCUGAGGCUGUGACUGUGACUAUGACUGUGAAUAUGACUGCGCCCAUGACUGUGACUGUGCCUGUGACUAUGGUUACUGCUGAAGCUGUGACAAAGAGAGUGACUGUGACUGUAACGGCGGAGGAGGCUAUGGUCACUGCGGUGACUGAGGCCAUGGCUGUGGCUGAGGCCGAGGUUUUUAUCGAUGGAUAUGCUGCUCCUGAAGCAGGCGAAGCUGGCCAAGUGAUUGAUGUGCAGUUGGUAGCCGACACUUCGAACUCUUCUGACCCAAACCCCACCACUAGCCCGUAAUUGGACGAUCUUUUGAAGAGAAACACACCAAAUAUUCUCAGACUGUCAUCGUUAAUUGCGCGCACCGCUUAAAGGCGAUUGAUGGUGUCAUUGAAGAUUUCCCACCCCUUCACAUUUUACACACUACAUCACGGAGCAAAUCGGUGACGUCGCCGUCCAUAUGGCACAUAUGAACAUAUAUAGAUCGAGACGCAUGCAUAUUUAUAGAGAUGCUAUGAUUACACAA
Drosophila erecta is the source of this 819-nucleotide messenger RNA. RefSeq lists its product as uncharacterized. The record is from RefSeq and is a predicted model, not a curated record. NCBI's taxonomy places the organism in Eukaryota, Metazoa, Arthropoda, Insecta, Diptera, Drosophilidae. Bases 240 to 593 code for a protein of 117 amino acids. The transcript is spliced from 2 exons.